UUCUGCUUCCACAGCUACCACCGUACCCCGAAACGUGUAUACCAGCUUUAGACAUCAAUCGCUUCCCGCUCGUACCCAUUGCAAUGGCUCCAAACACGGUUCCUAGCAAGCGCAAGCGCGACGAGUCCGCUCCUGGAGUUCCCGUCCCUCCACCAUCCAGUCCGGACAUGCAGCUUGCCUCGAAUGGGCAAUCCAGUGAGGGCGUCGUCCCACCCGCAAAACGGGCGCGUACGACCAUGAAUACUCCCAAAACAACCAAGCCUACUGGCGCGGCCGCAAGUUCUCAGGCGCAUGCGCAGAUUGCGCCGCCCGCUCCAGCCCCGUCGGCAACGUCCGCACCGACUGGACAAGGCCCGCUCCUCUCCGUGUCCAUGACCGAGUUCCCCGACGCCCCCGAUCCAAUCCAAUUUCCGCACCAACACGCCGCCUUUGCGCGUGAAGUUCGAGGGCUAAAGCCGCGACUAGAUAAUGACCCGGUAAGCUCUACCUCGGCCACCGUCCCGCUCAAGAUCCGACACGUAAUGAACGACCAUUACUACCUCGGAUACACCCAGAAAGAAUGCAUUUCUCGGUAUCAGGCGGUAGGCGGCGGUGCGGGGACAGGAGCUGGCAUAUCAAAGAUUCUCCUGGACCACGCAAUGGCCUUCUAUACUGAGAAGGGCGUCGUGGCUCCUUGGAAGGCCCGAGGAAAAGCGGAUAGGCAGCGACUGGCAGCACUGGGGUUGACAGAGCAGAACUUCCCGAUCGUGCAUCCGGCUGUUCAGCUGGGCACGCCAAAGUCUCAGGCACAAGCGGCGGCUCAGCAAGGUGUUCAGCCUGGUGCUCAGUCAGGUGCUACUGCAUUGGCAGCACAGGGUCCGACCCCAUAUACUCCGGCUUCAGGUCAACUUGCUCCUGCUCAGGCCCCAAAACAGCCUCGCGCUCGUGACUCCCGACGUGCUGCAACGUCAACUUCGCAGAGAGCCUCUCAUGGGCCACCUGCGCUUCCGAUUCUCGACGGAGAAACGAACGAUUUCUUUUCCCUAAUGGAUAUCGAUGACGAGUCCGAUUCCGGUUCCAAUUCCGAUUCCGAGUGCGAGUCACAUUCCGAGUGGGAUCUCAUUGCAAACCGGGAGUUCCGACGCCGCAAGGUUCCGCAGCACGAUAACCUCCAGUACCAUCCAGAACGACCAAUGGGUAAUGGGGCUACUACUGAGGACCACGUCCGGGCGGCGCUCAACGUUAUCCGCAAUGCCGUCGAGGUACGCCUCGGAAGCUCGCCCGAUAAGGUCCAAGGCAUCAUUCGUGGAGAUGCCUUGGUCCACUACACCGACGCAGCUGGCGACUUCGGGAUACGUGUCGGCGACCAGCGCCGUACGAUCACCGUUGAUGCUGAAGACGGAGAAGUCGUGCGAACUUUCAUAAACUCCAUCUCUCCUGUCCCACGGAAGACUCUUCCAACCCACAAUCUCCGGUACAACCCAGAUGAUGUCGACAAGUUCGGCAUUAUCAACAAGGAUAGCAUUAUAGCGACACCUAUCCAGUACACUACUAAGCGCUUGUGGAAGCAGUACUUCUUCGCUAAGCAGAUGAAGUCCGCUCAUGCCAGGGAUAUGGUGGUCGACCGCUUCUGCUGGAAUUACAAAGAGUGGAAGCGCACGGGCGAAGAGGAGUUCAAUGUGCUCACCUUCGAUAUCCUAGAGACCUUCAACCGCCUCGAUCCGGUUGAAGACCGCCCCAUUCUUAACUUCUUCCUAGAUGUGCUGAAGGCAGAGGGCAAGCUCACGCCUAGGGACGACUGGCUGCAGUUCUCGGGCCUGAUUCAGUACUUCUUCCACUAUCGCGUGUGGUCGAAGGAGCGUGGUCACUUGCACGACAAGCCGAAGCAGGCCGACCUCUGCGAUCGCUAUCACUCCCACACGCUCGGUGGCGAGUGUUACAAGGAGAUUGCCAAGGACUACAUCCCAGAGAGGCUCGCAGACUGGCUCUACUAUUCUGUAGAAGAGCGCCUCCUUUCUCAGCAGAACGCGUCCCCUAACAGCGGUGCGAAGAAGCUCUUGAAGCAAAUCGACAUAACGCCGCUAGAAGAUAAUUCGUCGGCAGCCGUGGAUGCUUCGAACCUAGGCAAUAAUUCCCAUUCGCCGCGAGUAUACAAGUGGGUACUGGGAGCAGCAGGCCGGCAAGCGCGACAAAAGAUGAUGGACCGCAUGCAGCAGGAACGACUGCGAGACCUGGGCUGGUAUUUCCAUGCCUUCGGCAACGAUGCCUGGGAGGGGUACCGCAUGCUCUUGGAUCAGUAUAUCGAAUUUGAUCAGGCAUGCAAAUACAACCACGGAUUGGUAGAUGCGCGGCGCGAGAUAAGGACGAUCCUGGACGCGAUUGAGGCGGGGAAUCUCAACAACAUAGACUUCGAUCGGUGUACGUGGGAGGAGGUGUACUGCCUCAUGCGGAAAGUGUAUAGGGAGGUGGUGGACGCGCGGGCAGAACGCGCCAGACAGGCAGCGGUAGGAGAAGCAGCUGAGGGGUUGGUUUGAAGAAGCUGGCUUAUAACGAUAAGGCUGUCGCUGACGAAGGCGGCGUCUUCAUAGAUUGAGGAUGGGCGUCACACGAGAGUUCACGCUGAUACAUUUGGGGGCUGUAGAAGC
Molecule: messenger RNA, 2624 nt
Organism: Trematosphaeria pertusa
Lineage: Eukaryota; Fungi; Ascomycota; Dothideomycetes; Pleosporales; Trematosphaeriaceae
Exons: 3
Coding region: 84-2513 (809 amino acids)
Source: RefSeq, a predicted model, not a curated record